GGAAGACACGCGGAAAGCGGCAGGUGAGGUCGCCUGGGCCCUUAUUCCCGGGUGCGGCGGGGCAACGGUGGAGGAGCGACAGGGACCACGACUUUGCGAGGAGGUGCCGUUGCCUAGGAUACCCAGCACCGACACCCCAACAGCACCCAGUUCAAGAUGGGGUCCCAGGUCUCGGUGGAUACAGGAGCUGUGCACGUGGUUAUCGUGGGCGGGGGCUUUGGCGGGAUAGCGGCCGCCAGCCAGCUGCAGACGCUGAACAUCCCCUUCAUGCUGGUGGACAUGAAGGACUCCUUCCACCACAAUGUGGCAGCCCUCCGGGCCUCUGUGGAGAGCGGCUUUGCCAAAAAGACAUUCAUUUCUUACUCAGUGACCUUCAAGGACAACUUCCGACAGGGCAAAGUGAUUGGCAUAGACCUGAAGAACCAUACCGUGUUGCUACAGGGCGGUGAGGCCUUGCCCUUCUCCCAUCUCAUCCUGGCCACAGGCAGCACCGGGCCCUUCCCUGGCAAGUUUAAUGAGGUGACCUGCCAGGAGGCAGCCAUCCAGGCCUACGAGAACAUGGUGAAGCAGAUCCAGCUCUCAGAGUUCAUCGUGGUGGUGGGAGGUGGCUCCGCAGGAGUGGAGAUGGCAGCAGAGAUAAAAACGGAAUACCCCAAGAAGGAGGUCACUCUCAUCCACUCCAAAGUACAGUUGGCCGACCAGGAGCUCCUGCCCUGUGUGCGGCAGGAAGUAAAAGAGAUCCUCCUCCGGAAGGGCGUGCAGCUGCUGUUGAGCGAGCGGGUGAGCAACCUGGAGGAACUGCCUCUCAGUGAGUUCCGGGACUACAUCAAGGUGCAGACGGACAAGGGCACAGAGGUGGCCACCAACCUGGUGAUCCUGUGCAACGGGAUCAAGAUCAACAGCUCUGCUUACCACAGUGCAUUUGCAGAGAAUAAAUUGGCCAGCAAUGGUGCUCUCAAGGUGAACGAGUUCCUCCAGGUGGAAGGGUACAGCAACAUUUACGCCAUCGGCGACUGUGCUGACAUCAAGGAGCCCAAGAUGGCCUAUCUCGCUGGCCUGCAUGCCAACAUUGCCGUGGCCAACAUCGUCAACUCCAUGAAGCAGAGGCCCCUCAAAGCCUACAAGCCAGGUGCAUUGACAUUCCUCCUGUCCUUGGGCAGAAAUGAUGGCGUGGGCCAGAUCAGUGGCUUCUAUGUAGGCCGCCUCAUGGUGCGACUGGCCAAGAGCAGGGACCUCUUCAUCUCUACGAGCUGGAAAACCAUGCGUCAGUCACCACCAUGACAGGGAGGCUGUGUGGGAGUUGAGGUACCACUUGGAGGGGUGAUAGACUGAUUGACCAAGGACACCCUCCUGACAGGUGCCAAGAGCAAAAGCUCUUUGUCUGGAUCACGGUGUCAGUCGUGCGCUGGCUGGAAAUACAACUUGUAUGAAGCCCAAAAUGAGAGAUGGAGAGUAAAGGGGGAGACAUUAAAAAAGAAAAAAAAGCCCUA
Arvicola amphibius (Eurasian water vole) is the source of this 1490-nucleotide messenger RNA. It is a transcript of the gene Aifm2, whose product is annotated as apoptosis inducing factor mitochondria associated 2. Gene Ontology annotation, cellular component: cytoplasm; mitochondrion. Gene Ontology annotation, molecular function: flavin adenine dinucleotide binding; electron-transferring-flavoprotein dehydrogenase activity. The transcript has 9 exons. NCBI's taxonomy places the organism in Eukaryota, Metazoa, Chordata, Mammalia, Rodentia, Cricetidae. Gene Ontology annotation, biological process: apoptotic mitochondrial changes; positive regulation of apoptotic process. The coding region runs from base 157 to 1281 and encodes 374 amino acids. The record is from RefSeq and is a predicted model, not a curated record.